GUGAAAUCUUUUAUGAGAGCUCUAGCACUAGCUAUGAGAAAUGGAUACAUAAAUGUUCAGAUGACAGUUUGAUUGAUAAAGAUACCCAGGCAAGUAUUUAUAUGCCUAGCUACUCAGGUAGUAAAACUUCACUCCUGUUUAUUCAAAGUCUUCAUGUUACCAUAGUACGAAGCUCAAGAAAAGGUGGGAAAUAAAUGGAAGUGUUGUUUACAUCACAUGACCAGGUAUUGAUUUCUAACCCAGCGGCAAGAACCAACUCCGACACCUUUUCCAUAAUAAUAAUUUAGUCUUUUGGUUCUGCAUCUUUGUUAAACCUCAUUUACAGAAAACAUGUCGAAAACAGUUGUUGUUCAGUCACCAGCGGAAUUCAGCAAUCUACUGAAGACCUCUAAGAUUGUUGUGACAGAUUUUUACGCGGAUUGGUGCGGACCAUGUAAGGCUAUUGCGCCUAUGUACGAGCAGCUUUCUGCGCAGCUAUCACGUCCAAACAAGAUUACAUUCACAAAGGUCAAUGUUGACAACCAGACCGAGAUUGCAUCCACCUAUGGUAUUACUGCUAUGCCAACAUUCAUGAUCUUCAAGGGAGGCAAGCAAGUCGAGAAAGUGCAAGGUGCCGAUCCAAAGAAGCUACAAGAUAUUGUAAGGAAGUUGGCUGCAGAGGCAGAUGAUUCAAGAGAUUCUUCGUCUGGAUUCGCAAGUGGAUCUGGUUCUGGCGAUUGGCGCGCAGGAGCUCUUCCAAGAGGCUACAACGAUGUGACAGACCAGGUUGAUAUCAAAGGUCUAGAGUUGUUGAACGCCGACAGUGAAUUCGGAACUGUGCGAACAUUAGUUGAUACAAGCAAACCCAGUGCCUUGUCAAAUGGAAAGGCGGCAGAUUCGAAGGCUAAGGACUGGGUUGUCAGUGAUACGGAUGAGCAGCUCAUGUUGUUUAUGCCGUUUCAAUCUAUGUUGAAAGUUCAUAGUGUUCAGAUCACAUCUCUGCCUUCAGCAUCUGAUAACGAGGAUGAUGAUGAUGAAGAGCCAAUGCGACCAAAAACUAUCAAGAUCUACACAAACCGAGCUCACACUGUUGGUUUUGACGAGGCUGAAGGUCUUCCUGAGACACAAACCAUCACUCUGGAAGCCAAGGACUGGGAUUCAACAGGCACUGCUACAUUAUCACUCCGCUUUGUGAAGUUCCAGAAUGUUACUAGCUUGGUAUUCUUCAUUGUGGAUGGUGAUGGAGACAGUGAAAAGGUACGCAUUGAUCGGAUUAGAAUUAUUGGGGAAACUGGUGAAAAGCGCGACCAAGGGAAGCUGGAGAAGAUUGACCAUGACCAUUAAAGACGAUGAAGCAUGAUUUGUUUACAUUGAUGAGCAUGAUGAGCGGUAUAGUUAUACGAUGAUAGGCAUGGGAUGGCGUUAACAGAUGUGCCUUCUGGGGCGCUUUUGUGCAUGGCAUUUGAGUAGAAUGAUUUAUGAUUCAGCUUCAUGAAGAUAUCCUUUUCCGCGAAA
Messenger RNA from Botrytis sinoallii, 1494 nucleotides. RefSeq lists its product as uncharacterized. Gene Ontology annotation, molecular function: protein-disulfide reductase activity. The coding region runs from base 331 to 1323 and encodes 330 amino acids. NCBI's taxonomy places the organism in Eukaryota, Fungi, Ascomycota, Leotiomycetes, Helotiales, Sclerotiniaceae. The transcript is spliced from 4 exons. The record is from RefSeq and is a predicted model, not a curated record.